AUGGCGGCCGUGGCUGCGACUGCGGCGGUGCCGGGUGAUGGGGGAGCUGGCGAGGUCGAGCCCAUGCCAGGCAGCGAAGCCGGCGCAGACGCGCUCCCUGCCGGCACGCAGGCUGCCGUGGAGUCGGCGGUGCUCGACGCCAGGGAGGAUCCCGAGCCAGCCCCGGGCGGAGAGGCUCAGCAGCCGCCGUCGCCGCCGCCCAAGAGCCCAGCGGGGACCCGAGACCUGCCGCAGGCCCAGCCCAACCCGGGCCCCGUGGGCGAGCUUCUUCAGCCUCGCUCGCUCACGGCCACCCUCUCCGGCCAUUCUGAAAAGGAGGAGGAGGCGGACGAGCAGCCCCCGCAGCCCGCCUUGCCGCUGGUACCUCCGCUGCUGCUUGCAGCUGGGGGCCCCGCGGGGCCGGAGCCCGGGGAGGAGCCGCCCCGGCCGGAGGAGGAGGAGCCGGAUGCUGCUGCCGUCGCCGCCAGUACCACCACAAGCGUUGCAAAGCAACCGGAGCUUUCGGUGACUGUGGAGCCGGUGGCUGCCGGUGCAGCGGGGGAGGAGACGCUGUUGCUGCCGGGCUCAGAGGUGCUGGUCACCCUGGAUCACAUCAUUGAGGAUGCGCUGGUGGUGUCGUUCCGGUUCGGGGAGAAGCUCUUCUCCGGGGUCCUCAUGGAUCUCUCCAAAAGGUUUGGACCUCACGGAAUUCCUGUGACUAUAUUUCCCAAACGGGAGUACAAGGAUAAACCUGAUGGCAUGCAGCUCCAAAGUAAAUCAUUCCAAGAUGAGACGCAAGUGAAAUGUGAAGCUAACGGUGUUGUCACAGACUCUUCUCCCAUCCAGCCAUCAGAACAUAGCCUGGUUAAAAGCCUAUGGACUUCCAACCCGCCUCCCCUUUUCCAUGUGGGGGCUCCAUAUCCUCCUCCUUUGUUUAUCAGGGACACAUAUAACCAAUCAAUACCUCAACCUCCACCUCGAAAAAUUAAGCGGCCCAAGCGAAAAUUGUACAGGGAGGAACCCACUUCUAUUAUGAAUGCUAUCAAAUUGCGACCCAGACAGGUUUUAUGUGACAAAUGUAAGAACAGUGUUGUUGCAGAAAAGAAAGAAAUUAAGAAGGGCAGCAAUGCAAGUGACUCCUCAAGGUGUGAGGAUACUAGGAAACGAAGAAAUGAGAGCUUAACUACUGUGAAUAAAAAAAUUAAAACUGAUCAUAAAGUUGAUGGGAAAAGUCAGAGUGAAAGCCAGAAAAAGAAUUCUGUGGUCAAAGUUGCAAAUAUUGUCCACAACAGAAGCAGAGUAGUCAAAGUUCCCACUCAAGCAAAUACAUCAAAAAACCAAUUGAAUACUAAAAAAGUUCUUCAGAGCAAAAACAUGGAUCAUGCAAAAGCUAGGGAAGUUUUGAAAAUAGCCAAAGAAAAGGCACAAAAGAAACAGAGUGCAACUUCAGCUUCCAAAAAUGCACAUUCAAAGGUCCACUUCACGCGGCGUCUUCAGAACACCAGCUCAGGUUCUCUGCCUCCCCGAUUGCGUCUGAAGCCACAAAGGUACCGAAAUGAAGAAAAUGACUCCUCUCUCAAGACAGGGCUGGAGAAAUUGCAGAGUGGCAAGAUGGCAGCUAAGCCCCAGUCUCGCUGCUCGUCUACCCGCUCAGCAGGUGAGGCCCCUUCAGAAAAUCAGAGCCCCUCAGAAGGUCCUGAAGAGGCCAGCAGUGAGGUUCAGGACACAAAUGAAGUGCAUGUACCUGUUGAUCAGGAUGAACAGCAGACCAUGGGCAAGAGAGGCAGCAAAAGCAAUAUUACAGUUUACAUGACCCUUAAUAAAAAGCAACCUGACUCUUCCAGUGCAUCAGUCUGUAGUAGUGAUAGCACAGAUGACUUGAAGUCCUCCAAUUCUGAGUGUAGCACUACUGAAAGCUUUGAUUUUCCUCCAGGCAGCAUGCAUGCACCUUCUUCCUCUUCCUCCUCCUCCUCCUCUUCCUCCUCUUUAAAGGAAGAGAAAAAGCUCAGUAAUUCUUUGAAAAUGAAAGUCUUUUCAAAAAAUGUCUCUAAAUGUGUCACACCAGAUGGCAGGACCAUAUGUGUAGGAGACAUUGUUUGGGCCAAGAUAUAUGGCUUCCCCUGGUGGCCAGCCCGUAUUCUUACUAUAACUGUGAGCCGAAAAGAUAAUGGCCUAUUAGUCCGACAGGAAGCUCGUAUUUCAUGGUUUGGGUCCCCAACAACAUCUUUUCUUGCUCUUUCACAGCUCUCCCCCUUUUUAGAAAACUUUCAGUCGCGAUUUAAUAAGAAGAGAAAAGGUCUUUACCGCAAGGCCAUUACAGAAGCAGCCAAGGCUGCUAAGCAGCUAACUCCUGAAGUUCGGGCCCUGCUGACACAGUUCGAAACAUGAACAAAGUAAGGUAGGCAAGAAAUGUGGAGGCCCCACGGCAUGUCUAACCCAGUUAACUAUUUUGAAGGACUUGGGCCAAUUAGAUUUUAAAAAAUGCACUCAGUUGGCUGCUUUUUUAUACUGAAAUUUCCACUUGUAGCAAUGUCUUGACUGAAAGUUAACCUUAAUUUAAAAAAUUGUACAUGCAAUCAGAUUAACCUUAAGCGAGAGCUCAGUAUUUUUCAAGAGAACUCUUUACGUUUCUUUGUAAAAGUUAAGAAGUUCCUUUGCCCACCCCAUGCACAGGAGCCAUAACCUCAGCUGGAGAGCAGUUUAUUUGCAGGGAAUUUUUACUAGUUUCUACCCACUAUAUAUAU
This is a messenger RNA of Protobothrops mucrosquamatus (brown spotted pit viper), 2723 nucleotides long. RefSeq names its product PWWP domain containing 2A (gene PWWP2A). Gene Ontology annotation, molecular function: chromatin binding; histone binding. The transcript has 2 exons. Bases 1 to 2367 code for a protein of 788 amino acids. Gene Ontology annotation, cellular component: nucleus. Lineage: Eukaryota; Metazoa; Chordata; Lepidosauria; Squamata; Viperidae. The record is from RefSeq and is a predicted model, not a curated record.